This is a messenger RNA of Ctenopharyngodon idella (grass carp), 1468 nucleotides long. RefSeq lists its product as uncharacterized. The record is from RefSeq and is a predicted model, not a curated record. Lineage: Eukaryota; Metazoa; Chordata; Actinopteri; Cypriniformes; Xenocyprididae. The coding region runs from base 112 to 732 and encodes 206 amino acids. The transcript has 5 exons.
UCCGCCCGGAGACUGCUGGCCUGGUACUGCUGUGAAGUGCGGGGUGUCUUGGGUCGCGCCCGGUCAGGUUGAUGUUACUGCACUGGAAAGCGGAGUUUGUACACAAUAGCGAUGGCAGAAAUAUCCCUUUAUGUUUCCAGCGUCAGUAUAACUGUGACACAUGAUAUGGAACCUGACAAGAUCUCUGCAAAAGAGAAAGAAUAUGAGUGUGUGGAGCUUGGUGAUCUAGACAGAAAAGAGAAGACCCCACGCCGCAUUAUUCAUUUCUCCAGUGGGGAGACCAUGGAAGAAUACAGCACAGAUGAGGAGGAGGAAGACAAAAAACAGAACGCAAAGAAAGAGCUUCUGUCUUCCGUAGACACAUCCAAGCUGACUUGGGGCCCAUAUGUCUGGUUUCAAAUGUGGAGAGCAGCUACAUCCACUAUAUCUGCUUGUGACUACCUGGGUGAGCGAAUGGCAUCACUUUUUGGCAUCACCUCAGCUAAAUACCAGUAUGCCAUAGAUGAAUACAGCAGGUCGAGGAGGGAGAAGGAGGAGAGAGAUGAAGAUUCACAGCUCUCUGAAGAGGCAGAGCACCUGUUUGAAGAGCAGAAAAAUGAUGAAGAUGAAGACCCGACGACCAACCAGCCCGAGACCAACAGUACUCAAGUACAGGUGACCAAUGAGCUGGACUGUCAGCCUUCUUUAGUACCCAACGCAGUUCACAUCCCUGCUCUUGUUACAAGCACUUAAUAACCAUGAGUAUAGUCAUAUAAUUGUGGUUUAAACACUAGUCUCUAGUCUUUAAAGCACUUACCACAGGGACGUAAUCAGGCUCUGUAAUAGAUUUCAUGUAUCUCCAUGUUAACUUGUGACUUUGACUGCCUUAAUGCACUGAUCCUGGGCCAGUGAAACAAUAUACUGAUCAUGGUGCUAAUGAUGAGAUAAACCAAUUCUUCAGCCUCUGACCAAUAAUGAAUUUGUUUUAAAAUGCAACUACGCUAACAUAAUUACACUGAACGUUUCUACAUGUGUUUUUAAUUGACUGUACAGUAUGUAUGUUUUAUCAUUAUUAGUGUAAUGAAGCAUUUGAUGGACUUGUCCUCCAUCAAUACAGAGACACAUACCUCACACUGAAUUUUCAGUAUUUAUUUAAUAUACUGUUAAUGCUUUAUAUUUGUCAUGUCAUUGUUUGUUUUUUAAAGAGAAAAUGUAAAUGUAAUUUUUUACCAUUUUGUGUGUAACAUGAAUAUAAUACUACAGUAUUAUACCUUACGAGACUUAAAUGUGUCAGUGUUUAGUUCAGGGUUCAUGCGGAGUUUGGAAAAUGCUUGAUUUUAACUAUUACGUUUUCAAGGUGUUUGAAUUUAGAAUAUCAUCCUUCAAAAUGCUUUAUUUUUUUUCCACCUUAGAACAUCCAGUGUGAUUAAAAGAGAAAAAAGCUAUUAACGAAAAUGAACCUUUAUUAAAGAUCAAGUCAUAUACCUUG